CGGUUGUGCACCUAAGUCAACUCUUCAUUCCGCGAGUAGUUUACUAAACCAGAACAAUAUUAUGGCUUAAAUUAAAUCUGCAGAAAAAGAUCGCUUCCGCCAAGUGACCACGCUGUCGCUGUGAUCGCACGCAAAUUCGAACACGGACUUGCACCAGGCUCCCCGCAAUGCGUUAAGGAGAAUGUUGUUCGGCGGUUAAAAUGAAUGAAUGGUAUCAUGUCUAACUAGAAGGUGACGGACUGAGUCUCAAGAGUAGAGGCGAUCACAUACAACGUGCUAAGAGGGAAAGGAGAGGUCCGUAACUAUUUACCAAGCUACGAAGUUGUAUAUAUAGGUCGUGAUGUCCGAUUUGGGGAGCGGAGAUGAAGGCAUCUCAGGAUCAAAAUAUAAUGUCACAAACAUUGAGGGUUCCUCAAGUAGGAACGAGUUCGAAUCCUCUGUAAAAGGUGGAAGCGGCGUGGAGCAGGAAUUGGCUACCAAAAUGCUUCAAAUACAAUCUAAAAGAUUUUAUUUGGAUGUUAAACAAAACCGGAGAGGUCGUUUUAUAAAAGUGGCAGAGAUUGGCGCUGAUGGCAGACGAAGCCAAAUUUAUUUGGCUCUUUCAACUGCAGCCGAGUUUCGUGAUCAUUUGUCGUCUUUUAGCGAUUACUAUGCUUCUCUAGCUGUUCAAAAUACAGGCCCCCCAAAUACUGACAAUUUACCAGAGGAUGGUAAAUUGAAAUCCGAGAUGAUGAUAAAAGAUUAUAGGAGAUAUUACUUGGACUUGAAGGAAAAUGCGCGGGGACGAUUUUUAAGGGUGUCACAAACCAUUACAAGAGGUGGACCUAGAUCUCAAAUCGCUCUACCAGCUCAGGGCAUGAUCGAGUUUCGUGAUGCCCUUACAGAUUUGCUAGAAGAGUUUGGAGCUAACGAUGGAGGCAGGUUUAAAGGAGAUUUGCCUGAAGAGCGGCAUAUGAAGGUGGAUAACAAAAACUUUUAUUUUGAUAUCGGACAAAAUAACCGUGGAGUCUACAUGCGAAUAAGCGAAGUUAAAAAUAACUUUCGAACUUCGAUAACUAUCCCGGAGAAAUGUUGGAUUCGUUUUCGAGAUAUUUUUAAUGAUUAUUGCGAGAAAAUGAAAAAAUCGUCCGACUCAAUUACUGCCGAAAUUAAUCUACCGACAUCCUCAAAUAGUCUUAAAUAAAAAAACAUCCCGUGAUUUAUGCAAUCGUAAAAGAAGGCAUCAAAAAUACAUAAAUAUAUGUCGGUUGACCAACACAAAAUGUAUAGCUUGAAAUGUCUGACAUAACUAAGCUCAGAAAUAUGCGAAUGAUUAGGCUUGAAUGACACACAAAAAUAUAUUUAUUUAGUAGCAUUUAGAGAAAUAUGUGUUAGUAUUAUUUAAUUUUUUAUUAUAAAAUAAUAAAUUAGUUAGAGUUAAAGUAGAGAAAAUUAAAUCUUCAAAUCACGCAGAGAGAAUCCAAUAAUUUAUUUGAGCUCUUCUAAAAAUAGAUCGUGCGUGCCAUGUCUAUAUAAUGCUAUAACAUGUACAGAAAAACAGUUUUCUGACCGGUUUCCCGAUGACCUUUAUACAAUUAUAGGAAAUACCCAUACCCAAUUCGCAAAUUCUAACGAGUUUUUUUAUUCAUCGAUUUAACGGUUUUUGUUUAAGAGUGCAAAUUGAAGACAUAUACUAUACAGGCGUGAUCCGGAUUUCAGUUCACUUUAGUGUUAGUAAAACGUUCCUUUUUUGUUGCAUAGUAGGCACGUAACUAGUGCUCUAUUAACGCACAUAAGUUGACCUUUUCAAACCAAACGGCAAUUGCCGUUGCCCUAACCAAUUAAACAGAAACCGCAGAAAUCAACGUAAGUUUCUUAUGUGCAUCAAUACAAAUUUUACACGAAUUAAAUCAAUUUUUCUCAGCUAAAAUCAACUAUAAAUCAAUGUUUCCCAACUAAAAACAUUGAUUUAUACGAAAUGUGUACAAAACGAAUGAAAACAAGAAAGGAAGCUAACUUCGGCAAUCCGAAGAUUCUAUACCCUUGCAGGUCGUUCCCAUGAGAGCAUUGUGUGUACAGAGCUUUCCGAUUUUUAUAAGACAAAACUAAUUACAGAUAUUUUAAGAUUGCUUUGUAUUGUUUUGACAAUAAUUAUCCGAUCGAUUCUAUGACAGCUAUAUUAUAAAGUCGUCAGAUUUUUUAAAAUUUUUUUCGAGGUUCUGAAAUUUUUAAAUAAAUAUAUUCUCAAGAAGUAGUUAAUAUGUCAAAAAAAAACAAAGUUAAAAUUUUUUACAUUUUUUAAUUUUUUAAAAAAAUAUAUUUUUGAUCAUUCCUAUGGGAGCUGUAGGAUUUAGUUGUCUGUUCUGGCUCUUUCCGACUUAAAAACUACCUGCAAUAGAAACAAGACUUUUGGGACGGUUUCAUCCCGACAGCUUUAAAACUGAGAGACUAGUUUGCGUAGAAACGGACAGGCGGACAUGGCUAGGUCGACUCGUCUAGUGAGAAGAUCAAGAUCAAGAAUAUUUAUACUUUAUGGGGUCGGGAACGUCUCCUUCACUGCAAGGGUAUAAAAAAAACACUGUCCACUAAAUAAUUUUUUUUGGUGAUGAGACUUUUACCAAAAGAUCUAAAACAAAGGUUUAAUCCACAUUUUGUAUUUAUUAGUCGGUCUUAAGUUGUCAUCAUAGAAGUUCUAUUUAUUGAACAUCAAUACCACUAUUACAUUGAGUUAAAAUUAGGAUUACCGAUCAAACAGCCUUUAAGUUUGGGUUGUUUUAAAUUAUGUUACUCUAUAAAAACAGGAAAAAAGUUAAUGACUAACUAAAACCAAAAAUAAAAAGCUAGAGUGGGUGUUAUUUGACAUUAAAGUGUCCCACAGACCUUUUAAUGAAAACCAAGUUUUGUCGCAUUGUUUUUUCCAAAAUGUCUAGUUUGUAUACACUUUGGGGUACCUUUUACACAAAGAACCAACAAGGAAAAAUCCGGAGAUCGCCGAUUAUAGAGAUAAAUUAUAAUCAAUGUUAAAUUUACGUACGAGAAAUGCAAUCCUUGUCACGAAAAAAUUAUUUUAAUUCCGAUAUAUAAAAAAAAAGGUUACAAACCAAAAAAUCAUUCUACCUAUAACGGUUUUAUCAAUAUUCUCAUGAUAAAUCUAUCAUUGCCAUCAAUCUUAAAUUCUCUAUAGUCGGUCAAGACUUUUUAAGUUUGAAAAUCCGUACCUCUGUUUAUCUGUCGAUCAUUUUCAUGAAGACAUUUGGGUUUUGUGUCUUUUUCAUUUGUAUAGCCCUUAGCUCAAACAUGUAUACCCGUUACUCAUAAAAAGAAGGACGUUUCCGACCCUAAAAAGUGUACAUAUUCCUGAUCAGGAUCACUAGCCAAGUUGAUCCAGCAAUAUCCGUCUGUCCGUUGAACACUGUGAUCUCGGGCAUAAAAGGAGCUAGAGAGUUGGGAUAAAGCAUACAGAUUGCUCUUGCGCAGUGUACUUUGGAUGCGUUUCUGUCUGUCUAUAUAAAUACUUGUUCUUCGCUGACUAUAAGGCGCAGAUCGCAAUAGUUUUGAAAUUCAGUCACCGCCAAAUUGAUUCAAGGCUUAUGUAAAGAAAAGUUACUGCCUGCAAAAUAUUGUGGACAUAAUUAGAUCCUAAAUUCUGAACAUUGUAGAGAUUGGUGGUGUAUUUGAUGGUGAUGAAGUAUAUAUAAUAAAUUUGAAACCUUACAUUAAAGAGGAUAUUGAGUUCCGGGUACAUCAUAGUCCCUCGGCCCUUCGUUAUUGCGUCGUUUGUUUUCCUAUUAAUUAGUAUUAAAUCUGUUGAGUGCCACUUAGAGUAAUACUUCUAAUGUAUUGUACAACUGUAUGGAUUCUGCUAAAUAUUAAAUCAAGUUUAUUGUAAUUUGGGAACGUUCUAGGCAAGUUUUCGAAAUUGUUAAAGCUUCUAGUAAUAAUAUGUUAAAUAUUAUAAUACAAGUUAAAAUAACUCCUAAACGCGUUUUUAAAACAAAAAUUUCAAUGUGAUCACGUAGAAUAUAAAACUUACUAAGUACGAUGAACAUGCAUAGCAAAAUUAAAACAUAAAUCGAAGCGAAGGUUAAAUUUCCCAAAGGAAUAUCGUGUACAGAUUGUGUGUGCUAAGUAAAAAAUUAGUGCUAUUAAUUAUUUAGUAUUUAAAGUUGUCAGAUUUCGAUUUCAAUGAAAAUUCAUUGGAUUGUUAUGAAAAAUUUUUAAGUUUGCUUUUGUUAUAAUAUUCACAUUUAUAAAAACGAGAGCCAGUUUACUAGAUGAAUUAAAAACCAUAAAUAAUUAAAAUUAAUUUACUUUAUUGUAAUACUAUUGAUACUAAAGAAGCCGACAAAGUCCUAUAAAUUCCCCUAGUAGAGUCGAUGUUAAUCUGACUAUAAACAAAAAAUCUUUAUGAAUAUCGGGCAAUUGUAAGCGGCAAUAUGUUACAGAGGACCCAACCAAUUAGUAAAAUAUAAAAAUUGGGUUUGUCUUAAAUGUUGUUGGGCAAGAAAGCAUACUGUGUAUUUUAAGAGUUUUGUGAAUAUAAUAUGGAAAUAAAGUUGAAUUAAAAGAAA
Messenger RNA from Drosophila suzukii, 4550 nucleotides. RefSeq names its product Purine-rich binding protein-alpha (gene Pur-alpha). Gene Ontology annotation, biological process: regulation of transcription by RNA polymerase II. Gene Ontology annotation, molecular function: RNA polymerase II transcription regulatory region sequence-specific DNA binding; DNA-binding transcription factor activity, RNA polymerase II-specific; purine-rich negative regulatory element binding. NCBI's taxonomy places the organism in Eukaryota, Metazoa, Arthropoda, Insecta, Diptera, Drosophilidae. Gene Ontology annotation, cellular component: nucleus. The record is from RefSeq and is a predicted model, not a curated record.